AUGGCUGACUCGGAGAUCAAAGAGGCUUUUGCUCUGUUUGACAAGAAAGGCUCGGGUACGAUUGCCAGCGAAAACCUCGGUGAUUUGCUGCGAGCUCUCGGCCAGAACCCAACCCAGGCUGAGGUGGCUGAGCUCGCUUCGAGUGCCCCUCGUGAGAUCGACUUCGCUACAUUCACUAAGAUUUUGAAUCGUCCUAACGGCUUCAAGCCGGCUGGUACGCCUGAGGAAUUCAUCCGUGGCUUCCAAGUGUUUGACAAGGAUGGCACUGGCCACAUUGGUGUGGGUGAGCUGCGCUACGUCCUCACCAGCCUCGGUGAGAAGCUGAGUGACGAAGAGGUGGAUGAGCUGUUGAAGGGCGUGACUGUGAGCGAGGAUGGUAAUAUCAACUAUGAGACGUUCGUACGCCAGAUCCUGUCACAAUAA
Molecule: messenger RNA, 423 nt
Organism: Malassezia pachydermatis
Lineage: Eukaryota; Fungi; Basidiomycota; Malasseziomycetes; Malasseziales; Malasseziaceae
Product: myosin regulatory light chain cdc4
Exons: 5
Coding region: 1-423 (140 amino acids)
Biological process (GO): mitotic actomyosin contractile ring assembly
Cellular component (GO): myosin II complex
Molecular function (GO): calcium ion binding
Source: RefSeq, a predicted model, not a curated record